Messenger RNA from Gracilinanus agilis (Agile Gracile Mouse Opossum), 2019 nucleotides. It is a transcript of the gene AACS, whose product is annotated as acetoacetyl-CoA synthetase. The record is from RefSeq and is a predicted model, not a curated record. Gene Ontology annotation, biological process: lipid metabolic process; positive regulation of insulin secretion. NCBI's taxonomy places the organism in Eukaryota, Metazoa, Chordata, Mammalia, Didelphimorphia, Didelphidae. Gene Ontology annotation, cellular component: cytosol. The coding region runs from base 1 to 2019 and encodes 672 amino acids. Gene Ontology annotation, molecular function: acetoacetate-CoA ligase activity. The transcript is spliced from 18 exons.
AUGUCCAAGGAGGCGCGGGCCGGCCAUGAGGAAAUCAUGGAGGCGCAGGUGAUGUGGGAGCCCGACGGCAAGAGGAACGCGCAGAUGGACCGCUUCCGGGCGGCUGUGCGCUGCGGCCGCGGGCCCGUGUUGGCCAAUUAUAAUGAAUUGUAUCAGUGGUCCGUAGAGUCAUACUCAGACUUCUGGGCAGAAUUCUGGAAAUUCAGUGGAAUUGUCUUUUCUCGUAUGUAUGAUGAGGUUGUUGACACAUCUAAGGGAAUUGCUGAUGUGCCUGAAUGGUUCAAAGGCAGUCGUCUGAAUUAUGCUGAAAAUCUCCUGAAGCAUAAGGAAAAUGACAAGAUUGCCCUCUACGCAGCAAGGGAAGGCAAAGAAGAAAUUGUGAAGAUGACUUUUGGAGAGUUAAGACAACGAGUGGCUUUGUAUGCUGCAGCUAUGAGGAAAAUUGGAGUCAAAGUAGGAGAUAGGGUGGUUGGUUAUUUGCCAAACAGUGUUUAUGCAGUGGAGGCUAUGCUGGCAACAGCGAGCAUCGGGGCUAUUUGGAGUUCUACGUCCCCUGACUUUGGAGUGAAUGGUGUACUGGACAGGUUUUCCCAAAUUCAGCCAAAACUCAUCUUCUCUGUAGAAGCUGUUGUAUAUAAUGGCAAAGAACACAACCACAUGGAAAAGCUGCACCAGGUUGUUAAAGGGCUUCCUGACUUGAAAAAAGUGGUGGUGAUACCAUAUGUUGGCUCCAGAGAGAAGAUUGACAUUUCGAAGAUUCCUCAUAGUGUAUUUCUAGAUGACUUCCUUGGAGCUGAGAAAGGAGACCAGGCUCCCCAGCUGGAAUUUGAGCAGCUGCCUUUCAGCCACCCCCUCUUUAUUAUGUUCUCCUCAGGUACCACUGGAGCUCCAAAGUGCAUGGUGCAUUCUGCUGGGGGCACCCUAAUCCAGCAUCUCAAGGAACACAUUCUUCAUGGAGAUACAACCAGCAGUGACAUCAUUAUGUACUAUACCACGAUUGGCUGGAUGAUGUGGAAUUGGCUGGUAUCUGUGCUUGCAACAGGAGCUUCCGUGGUCCUGUAUGAUGGUUCUCCCUUGGUUCCAACGGCUAAUGUGCUCUGGGAUUUGGUUGACAGACUAGGGAUCACAAUACUUGGAACUGGGGCCAAGUGGCUGUCAGUACUUGAAGAGAGAAACUUGAAACCAGUGGAAACCCACAAUCUUCAGACUCUUCACACUAUCCUGUCCACAGGGUCCCCAUUAAAAGCCCAAAGCUAUGAGUAUGUUUACAAAUAUAUAAAGAAAAGUGUCCUCCUUGGAUCUAUCUCAGGUGGCACUGACAUAAUUUCCUGUUUUAUGGGUCAAAAUGUUUCAAUUCCUGUUUAUAAAGGAGAAAUUCAGGCCAGGAAUCUGGGCAUGGCAGUGGAAGCAUGGAAUGAGGAAGGAAAGGCAGUGUGGGGUGAGAGUGGUGAACUGGUUUGCACCAAACCAAUACCCUGCCAACCUACAUACUUCUGGAAUGAUAAGAAUGGGAUCAAAUACAGGAAGGCUUAUUUCUCUAAGUACCCAGGUGCUUGGGCCCAUGGUGACUAUUGUAAAAUAAAUCCCAAGACUGGAGGCAUCAUCAUGCUUGGUCGGAGUGAUGGGACGCUCAACCCUAAUGGAGUUCGCUUUGGUAGCUCUGAAAUUUAUAACAUUGUGGAAGCCUUUGAGGAAGUCUUGGAUAGCCUGUGUAUCCCACAGUAUAAUAAAGAUGGGGAAGAGAGAGUGAUCCUAUUUCUGAAGAUGGUUUCUGAGCACUCAUUCAGUCAGGACUUGGUGAAGAGGAUUAAGGAUGCCAUUCGCAUUGGCUUGUCAGCCAGGCACGUCCCCAGCCUCAUCCUGGAGACCAAAGACAUCCCGUACACAAUUAAUGGGAAGAAAGUGGAAGUUGCAGUGAAACACAUCAUUGCUGGGAAGUUGGUGGAGCAGCGUGGCUCAUUCUCCAACCCUGAAUCCUUGGACUUGUACCAGAAUAUUCCUGAACUUCAGAAUUUCUAA